AUGGAUUCUGAGCCACCGCUGAUCGGUUUCACCAAAGCUGGAAAGUUAAGUGGGACAGCGAAGGGAUCAAUAGAAUCGGUGAUGGUGGACAUAACGAAAGACGAGUCGGUGGAUCGAGCAGUGCAAUACGUGAAAAGUCAUCUGAAACCUGGAAUCAGUGAGUUUAGCCAAGUAUUCAUACGUAAAGACGCAUAA
Molecule: messenger RNA, 195 nt
Organism: Anisakis simplex (herring worm)
Lineage: Eukaryota; Metazoa; Nematoda; Chromadorea; Rhabditida; Anisakidae
Source: the annotation of a GenBank genome assembly